Messenger RNA from Ruditapes philippinarum (Manila clam), 1999 nucleotides. RefSeq names its product 5-hydroxytryptamine receptor 3A-like. The record is from RefSeq and is a predicted model, not a curated record. The transcript has 5 exons. NCBI's taxonomy places the organism in Eukaryota, Metazoa, Mollusca, Bivalvia, Venerida, Veneridae. Gene Ontology annotation, biological process: monoatomic ion transport. Gene Ontology annotation, cellular component: membrane. Bases 106 to 861 code for a protein of 251 amino acids.
AGUGGAACUUGGGCGAUUAUUAGUUCUAAUGCGAAGUCGUCUACUGUAACAGAAGAUGUGCAAGGUGUAGUUGAAAGUUUUUCGAAGAUCGUGUUUACAAUAAAGAUGAGCCGUAAACCUGGCAAUUACAUCUUUACAACACUGUUCCCAAUUAUUCUAUCAUCCUUCCUCAUGACUGUUACUAACUUGAUACCACUGAAGACUGGAGAAAGGGUCGUGUCAGGAUUUCUCGUUCUGGUCAUUAACUCGAUUCUUCUCACCAUUUUCAUACAGCAGAUUCCAAACAUAGCAACAACAACUGCUAUCCUUGGUAUAUAUUUGAUUGGAAAUUUAUGCAUCGACUUCUUCCGCAUGUUUAUAACAGUAGCAAUGGCCAAAAUGCAUCAUAAGUCAGAGAAGUACACGGCUGUUGGCGAGAAAGUAACUAAAAUAGCACUGAUUGUGAAACGAGUGAUGUGUUUUAAAGAUAAGCCUGUUGAGUCGGACAGACUGUCUUUGUUAAGCAUACCAACGGACGAUCUCAAGAAGAUCUCAAAGACACUCUCCCCAAAGAAAAAUAUGGUGGCGCCAGAUGAUGCUAACACAAACUUUACAGAAACUGUUAAGGUGAAGGAAUCCGCUUUGCCCGUUCUAAGUUCAAGAUACGAAGUGGAUCUACGAACUGUUAGAGCCCGGCAAGUUGAGAAAAUGGAAGAAAAGAUGGUAGACGAUAACUAUUUAACCAACAAUUUUGACGACACUAAACUUACUUGGGAUGCAGUAGCAACAAUAUUUGAUCGACUUUGGUUUAUAAUGUUUCUAAUAACGAAAAUUAUGUUCAACGCUGUUUUGAUUGGUAAUUUGUUUUAUGAGACACAAUGAGAUAAAAGCGGACAGAUAUAAUCGUUUGAAGUGCUUGCUCGCAUAUGAUUAGCAGACCUUGAUGUCGGUUUUCCAACACAACUUUUUCACUCAGAAGUGUUUUGCCUUUCCAAUAAAAAUAUAAUUUAUCGACAUUUACAUGUAACCAGCGAUAGCAAUUGCAUUUAUAAAUUAUAUCCGGAUUAAACGGUAUUUUAAACUUUGAAUAAGUAAAUGAUCAACAAUAAAACAUCAAAUUUGAGCAUAAAGGUGUUAUAUAAGACAUUAAAGGCAUCAGACCCGUUACAAAAUCUAGCAAAAAGGCGGCUAUUAAAUUUAGAACCUAUAAUGUCCGCGCAGCACUAUCCAAACCAUCUAAAAAAAUACAAAAUUUAUAAAAGAUAGAUUUCUUCAAAUCGAACUUUUACCUAGUUUCUUAAAGUCAACAAAUGGAUAUAUUGAAAAAUUCAGAUGUUUUAUGAAAGUGCAAUGCAACAGCUCUUACACCGAUGUGUUUUGUCUAAAUGCAGUACUGUUCCCGUUUAGGUGGAGACAAGCAUAAUUUAAUGUAACCCUGGUUCCAUGAUAUUAAAUCUCGGUAAACUACAGACAAAUGCACAGUACAUAAUUUUUUGUACAGAAAUAUGAAAACAUUGUCUUUCCGUUUGAUUAAUAUGUAAAUGAAAAUAUUUUGCAACAAAGCUAGGUAUUUAAAAUUUGAUCGCGAAGUGAAAAGCUAUUGUAUGUGAUUGUGUUUGUAUUGAUGGCUCGCAAAAUAAAUCGUGUUAUUCCGCAGAAAAUAAUACGUCUAUUCAUAAAUCACGUACGACUUGGCUGCUUCGCACCCGAAUAAUGUUUCUUUUAAGGUCAAUUUUUAAAACUUUAAUCUUACGUUUAAAUCGGGUAAACAUCAUUUUAUAGAAAAUACAUUUAAAAAGAAUGGCGCGAAUUAAGAUGAAAAAAGAAAAUGGAGAAGGGCAAACAAAUAAAAUUAUAAAUGUUUAUGGAAAUUUCUUGACAUGUGAAAAAUAUAUACAAAAAUAAGUAUAGCAAAUAUUUAUUUAUAUGUAAACAAGCAUGUUUUUCAAUAUCACUUCAGAUAUCACUUCGGUAUAAAGAUAUUAGGAUUUGCUUAUUUGAAAAUGUUAUUAAUAUUAAC